GUAUUGUGCAGUUUACUCAAUUGGUCAGAGAGAUGGAGAGUGUGGACAGUGAGGUUGCAAGACUCCACAGUCUCAUAAGGAAUCACUACUUACCUCCAGUGUCCAUCAGCUCUAAUGUUGAUACAUCUUUGUAGAAGCUGAUUUUGCUGUGGAAUAGAAAUACUGAACAAAAUGAGGAAAAGACAAGUUUAUCAAUAUUGUGUGUGUGUUUGUAUAUUGUUGUACAUUUAUCACUUCUUUGGUGUGAGCGACUAUCUGUUCUCAAAAAGUUUUGAUGAUGACUUUGACUACCCUCUAAACAUAGACAUUCAACCAGUAGUGAAUGAAAUUCUAGCAGGAGGCAAACCCAGUGUUACACCCAUUAAUGUAUAUCCAUACCGAUAUCUCACAAACUCUGGCAAAUGCAAAAUAUCUCAGAUUGAUUUGUUUAUAGUUGUAAAGUCAGCAAUGGAUCAUUUCAAACAAAGAUCUGCUGUACGAGAGACGUAUGGCAAAGAAAACUCAGUGCCUGGUAAAGUUGUCAAAGCUCUCUUCUUUCUUGGUAUCGAUAGUUCCAAGCCAGAUAUACAAAAUAAAAUAAGUGAAGAAAUGGCAAAUUACCAGGACAUCAUACAAAUGGAUUUUCAUGACACUUAUUACAAUAACACUAUUAAGACUAUGAUGUCAUUCCGAUGGCUGUACGAACAUUGCCCCACUGCAGACUUUUAUCUAUUCACAGAUGAUGAUAUGUACAUUUCCGCUCGCAACUUAUUGGAAUAUGUCAAAAGUGACACAAAAGAUAAGAAAGACUUAUUUGCUGGAUAUGUUUUUGAAUCAAUUCCACAAAGGUUUCGCUCCAGUAAAUGGAGAGUGUCUUUGAAAGAGUACCCCUGGAAUAAAUGGCCUAAAUAUGUUACUGCCGGUGCCUUUGUUGUCUCAAAUAAAAGCUUGAAAGAUUUGUAUGUAGCCAGUUUGUUUGUGCAACAUUUCCGAUUUGAUGAUAUCUAUUUGGGAAUAGUAGCUAAGAAAAUGGGAGUAGAUGUGAGUCAUUGUGCCCAAUUUUAUUUUUAUAAGAAGAAAUACACCAAGGAUGGUUACAAAAGAGUUAUUGCAUCCCAUGGAUAUGAUGAUGGUAAAGAAUUAAUUAAAGUAUGGAAAGAACAAAAUCUGUGACUGAUAGUAAUUUUUUGGAAUAUCUACAAAAGUACAUUCCUGUGUCAUGUAUAAUGGUUGUACAGAUAUAAGUGUUAAAUGCUUAGUAAUUAAUUUGUAUGAGUGUAAUUAAUUGUGAAAAUGAUUAUACUUGUAAUCAUAAUAUGUAGGGAAUUAACAAUAAUUUAAUUUAUUAGUGUAGAAAAAGUAUAAAGAAAAACAAUAUUCACUACAUCAUCUCUAAUUGUGGUUUGCCAAAAUGAUUAAGGUUUUGAAUUGGAGUCCUGUUGAUAAUACUCUUAAUUUUUUUAUACACAUUGUGUUUAUCAAUACUCUUCUAGAUUAUAUUAUAUUAUAAUAAUUGUUAAAAAUAGUGAAAAAUUUUGCAGUUAAGAUCUAAACAGCACCUAGAUCUAAACAGUGAUUAACUCAAAAAACCCUUUUUUCAGUAGAGUUGAAAAACUGAUUCCCUGUGCUCUGCAGCAGUUUUCUGAAUUGAUCAAUGCUUUUUAAAUGCAUAUUGAAGAAUUAUGUUAUCAGAAUCGUAUGUUUUAAUCGUAUAUUGGGGCUGAAAAUUAAUUUUUUUGUAGUUAUUUCUGUAUUGCUUAAAAAAUGUUUAUAAUUUUUUUAGUUAUUUGGAGUUGAAUCUGUGAAUCUGAAUUUCGUUUUUAGUUGACUCUCUUUUGAAGAUUCAAUAUAAAUUUAAAUGUAACAACAUUUUGAAUUAUUUUAUAAUAAUGCAACUCAUACACAGGUUUGUGACCAACAGAAGGGGUAUGUUAGUUGUUGGACUAGCAAGAAAACACUGAAUUAAGUACUCAAGUGAGACAUUAUCUUUAAUAAUCAUUAAUUAAAGAAUAUCUUAUCACAGCCCGUAGUACCCGUAGGACCCGUAAUUAUGUUAAUUGUUCAAAAAAACUAUCUUUUCUUAGCACAUCUAAAAUCACAUUUCUCUACUUUUUUUUAUUGCAAUUUUAUAAACAAAAAACUUACAUGAGUAGGUAUGCUGAACAUAGCAAAGUGAAGGUAAAUGCAUACCUACUUAUUAACAAAAAAUAAUCAACAUUAUACUUAAUAUAAUUAUUUAAAUACAAAAAAUGGCACUUUGAGAUCAAAUUGAAAAUCACAAAUUAUUUAAUUGUAUCAUUUAAAUUUUAGCUAAUAACUAAAAAAAAUUGUAUUCUUACACCUUUUAAAUUUGUUUUAUACUACAUCAUAUAUUAUAUCUUAUAUACUAUAAAACAGUCAAUUGUCAUCGCCCAAAACAUCUUUAUAAUAAACAUCACAAUAGCAUUUUGGAAUGACGUUCUUAUGUAUUAAUUCUUGUAUGUAAUUUUUUUUGCACCAGACAAUGCCAUUUUCUCAGUGUAUGCAUGCGUUAAAGGGAAUGAAAAUACCGAUUGAUCUAUGGCAGAUCCGGAUCCUCUUUCGCACACAACCUUUUCUGUAUGUUUCCUCUGCAAAUGAUGUUUUAUAGAAAAACGAUUCAGGGUGUCCUUUUUCAAUCAUGAGAACCUUAAUUUCAUGCCACUUGACUUGAUUUCGCUCCUCGUCUAUUUUGAAAUUUGUGCCCCACGAUUCUUGCAAAGCUUUCACGUCAUAUAACUUGUCAUGCGUCAUUUCUACGACUGUGUAUGGUUUUCACGUCUUUUUUGCUGUAUCAAUCAAAGUUUUAUAUUGCUCUGGUAUAUAGAUUGAACCUGACUGCAAGUAUCUUUUAAUUUGUCUCUCAAUGACACUGAACGUUGUCUCCUUCAUUUUGAGAGUGUCCACGUAUUAAAAAUUUGUGAGUAAUAGACUUAACACUCAACUUGUUUACAGCGUAGGCGUAGGCUGACAGUAAAAAAUUAUUUUUUUGUUGUCCGCCACACUUGUCUGAGUAGAAAAUUAUGUUAAUUUCUUUAUUAGGAUGUUGGGCCACCUGAGCUUUAACGUAGUCGAGUAUGCAGCUGCCAAUUUCAACAGCUCCUCGUUUUCCUUGGGCUUCAUCCCAAAAGAGGCACACCACAUCUUUUGCCCUUAAAUCCCUAAUGGUAAAAUUGAAACAGUUAAUCCUGGAUUUAUAAAAAAUAGGCAUAUUUGUCCCUUUGGAAUCUGCAAUACUGCCUGCAAGUGGUAAACUGCUACGAUAGUACCAUCGGUCCUACUUUUAUCAUUUUCUUUUUGUAGCCAAAACUUUUUCAUUCAGAUGAUGUUCAUAUUCUUAGCUAAACUUGCGUUUUUCUUCUACGUCUGAAUUUUUAUAUCUUUCGCAAAAAUCACACGGAUCUUUUUUCGGUAUAAAAAAAGAAAUAUUGAAUUGGGUGUUGAAUAUCCUGUUGAAGGUGGAUGACGUGGCAAAAGUUAAACCAUCCUUUUCACGUAGGGUAGGGCGGGGCACAAAGGUCCAAUUUCAUUAUUAGCAAUUGUACUGUGAAAACCAAACCGCCUAUAUCAAAAUAAAAAACACAUAUGAAACAAACAAUAAUCGAACUAUAUUUGGCCCAAUUCUCGAUUGAUUCAUCAUUACAGAAGUAUAUCUUUUUACUGUUUAUCUAGACCUUGUCAUCUCUCUCUUUUUGCCCCAUAGCAGGGGUAAAACGGGACAGCGGGGAGGCAUAAAGGUCCAAUAUUUUAGUGUAUAUUAAAAGUAUAUUUGUUUUAAAAAAAACAGAAAUACUAGUGCGGUAAUCAUUGUAAUAACAGAAAAUAUAUUAUCUUCAUUUAAGUAUAGGUAAUUAAAAUGAAUUACCUAGUCUUAUUCAAAUAAAAAUACAUGAAUAUUUUUUAUGUUUGGUUUUAUUAGUAAUUUCUCCUAACACUUAAUAAUCAGUCUCAGUUUAAAUAUAUAAAAUAAACAAAUAAAUGCUAUCCUUUAUGCAUUCUGCCAUAACCAGACAAAACUUUACAAUAAUGUCAAACAUAAAUAUUUAAACUCUUAUAAAAGGAAACAAAAUGCUAAGCAUUAAACAAAAAAAAUCUUCUAACUCUUAUGAAUAGUAUAAGAGGUAUUGCUUUGGAGAUAAUACUUUUUGUAUCUUAAUCAGACUCAUCAUUUCCUGAAUCACAAUUAUUACAUACGAAGUAAACACUACCUCUGUUUGAAAUACAUUUUUCGUGGGCCCAACGUUUGCACAGAUUACAUUGUAUCCAACCUUCGCCUGGAACGCUCUCAUUGUAGUUCUCGCAGCAAAUUAAACAGAAAUAUUCAUCAUCAGAGCUAGAAUCACUAUUAAUUUCUUGUAAUAUUGCUUUUUUAACCUGUUCUACUUUUUUAUUUACUUUCGCCUUCUUGUUUACACCUUUGGUCUUUUUGUUCUUCGCAAUGUCUUGUUCUUUUCGAAGAUUUUCUUUUUCAGGUGUAUCUGUUAAAAUAGCAGUUUUGCGGCGUUUUCUGUUUGCGAUUGAUUUUCGUGGCCAGCUUUUGGUAGCGGCCGUACGACUUCAGGCGAAAAAACUUCCUGAGGAUCGACCAAUGUAUCACCAGUGUCAAUCAUUGCGUCAUGUGUUGUUGGUUGCUGCGGAUUAGAUGACAUCAAAGGCUGUGUAUUCAACAGUAUUGAUGGAAAAGAAUCUGAUGAUGUUGAUGGCUGUGGCUCAUUUGUGUAAUUUAUUAAGGGACGAUCCGUAACAUAACUUGGUGCAAAAUCAUUGUCAUUAAAUUUAUUUUGGUUGUAGGGAAAUAUGCCACUUUUUUCAAACCCACUCAUAAUGUUAUUUGGUGUUAAAGCUAAAGGUAAGGCAGUUCGGACAAGUCCAGGGAUAUCAUAUAUGGUCAUUGUCUUUCCAGCAUUAUUCCUCAUCCAUGCAUCUUGAGCUGAAGACAUAUAUCUUUUAAAAGGUUCGUAUACUGCCACGUCAAGCGGUUGUAACUUGUGAGAACAAUGUGGCGGAAAGGAAAGCAUCACCACGCCGUUUUCUUUAGCUAGAUCUAGUGUGGGUACAGAUAAGUGUGAGCAGUGGUUGUCUAAAACCAAUAACGUCGGCGAUUCUUUACUAGGCCUAACUUUCUUGAUAAAAUGCUGGAUAAAUAUAAAAAAUUCAUCAUUAGUAAUCCAGCCGCUAGAAUUUCCGGCACCAAUGCAAUCAGUAGGACCAUCUCGAAUAAAAUGAUCUUGAAACUUUUUGCGAGGAAAUAUAAACAUUGGUGGAAUGGAUGAAUCUGUAGCUGAGACUGCGACUAAUAGAGUAAUAUUAGUUCCACGUUCACCUGAUGUUACAGAACCAACAUUUCGUUUUCCUUUAGCUGCAAUUAUUUUUGAUGGUUUGGUGACAGUUGAUACACCAGUUUCAUCUGCAUUCCAUAUGGAAGAAGCUGUAAAUUUAAAUCGAUCCAUAACUUCUGCUAAUUUCGUGUAAAAUUCUUGCACAUUACUUUUAUUAAAUGACGUUGCUCUGCUUAGGCUUGUUGCUUCAGGUUUUCUAAUAGAGAGGCUGCUAUUUCGUGUAAGAAAUGCAGACAUCCAAUCCUUCCCAGCCAUUUUAUGUGAAUGCCAUGUGUCUGGAAUAUUUAUUUUAUAUUUAAUAGCACAGUCAUAAGCCAUGCGACGAACUUCUUUAGGACCUAUACCAUGGAAAAUUUGUGCAAGUUUGAGCAAGUAUUUUGUUAGACUGUCUUCUUGUUCUUUAUUAAAUAUUUUCCUUGGAGCACCAUGAUAGCCAAAUCUCAAAUUUACAGGAUCAUUCUCCAUUCGUUUAAUAAAUCUUGAUAAUGAAGUUUUACUUAAUUCAUAAGCACGACACACCUCCCUCAAUGAUUUUUUUUUAUGUAGAACUAUAUUUGCUGCACGUUGCAUCAAUUCUACAGAUUUUGUGCCACGUUCUGUUUUUCUUCUGUAGUUCCGCAUACUAAAAUUGAAAUAAUGAUUUUAUAACCAAUACGUAAAUGAUGUGGGGUCAAAAGGUCCGGUUGGUCCUUUUUACCCCAACCACGUGUGAGUAUUUCAAGAGUUUAUAUUUAAAAAAACAGUCAAUCUUACUUAAAAAUAACAACAAACUUUAAAAAACAAUAAAGUAACGUAAAUCUUAAAACUGUGUUUAGGGAUCGUUCACUUAAAAACAGUCCUUCAGACUAAAAAGUUCAAUAUCGAAUAAAAAUACUUACGCUGAAACUUGGACACGCGACCGUGUAUCUCCGCUAAGCAACGUCGCUCGACUGUCGGCGAUGGCGCGUUACUCCCCCCGCGCCGGCUUCAUUCCAUCACUAUCGUUAGAAAGAAUGAUACUUCACUUGUUUUUUAAAUAUUUGUGGUGGACGUUUUUACCCGCGGAUCUUUAAGACCCGCCCUACCCUACUUGUUUAUAAUCUCUGUCGAUAUCGGGCCAAUGAUUUAUCACUUGAAAUAAACACUCUUGUUGCUUGAGCUCUCUAGUAAUGCGAUUCUAUCCUUGGAAUAGAAUUUGUAAAAUCUAUAACACUGUUUAAUUUAUGGAUCAAUAGUUGGUUGAUGGCCAUGUUUUCCUCUCAAAUCAGCUUGUAUGACUCCUGAUUCCGUCUUCAUUGAUAGGGCCUUCAUUGUAUCGCUUUAUAACUUAAUUCAAGAGUUGAUUUGAAAAAUGGUUUGCAUACCCUUAUUUUGGAUCCAUUAACAUCAAAAUAAAAUGCCGUGUUAAGAGCUCUAAAAUCUUGUGUGCUGGAGUAUCGAUAUUUUGGCUUUAUUUUUUGUGAGUGUCGUACUACAAAUUCUCUCUGCCUAUCAAGGUUACUGAGUCCCCAAACUGCAUCAAAAAUAUGUUGCCUUGAUAUUUCAUCGAUCUUUUCUUUACAUUUUAACCGACAUUUUUCUCCACAGGGAGGUCCGACUUUUCUCUCGGGCAUUCGUAUCUUCAAUUUCGACAAGGACUGGUAGGCUUUACCAGAAUUUCUUAGCACUUUUGCAACUUUCGAUUUCCACAUCGUUGGUUUUCGAACUCUCUUUUUACCCUUUUUUUUAUUCUGUCAUGUGCUGUUGGGCAUUCGUUUCAGCAACCAUAGCAUUUUGAGGUUGAGGUUGUAUAUUUGCACUAACAUCUUCGCUGUCCGACGAGGACGAGCUACUAGAACUUGAUAAACUUUCCGAGCUGCUACUGCUGGUGCUGGAUGAUGAACUAGAAGCUACAACCUUAGCCAAUGUCGUACUUUUAUGAUUCAAUCGGAAAUUGGGAUCCACAUCGGAGUUGUCAAUGUCACUUUCGUAACUUCGGUUUGGUGAAAUGUAAUAAUUUGUACCAGUCUGUUGUUUAGACGUCCUCGGAAUAGAUUUAUCAACCACGAAUAUGGAGACAUGAGGUUCCUUAGAUGAGUCUUAAUCCAUUAGCGACGUCAUCCUGGGGUCAUCUUCUAGCGGUGGCCUAUUUACUAGUACCAUCUCCUUCUUAUUCUUAUCUGGUUGCAUAUUGUCAUUUUGAAUCAUUAAGCUAGGGCUGGUAUUCUCUUUGUCCCUUUCUUCAACCAUAUUUACUAAAAAACGUCCACGAUUCAUUCCUUUUCUGAAACAGAUAAUGUUAAUUUCUUAAACGAAAGAUUUAAUAGGCCAUCGAUGAAACGUGUUCGAUUUCAUGAACUUCGAUGUAAUGAAAUUUGAUGUGGCCAUCUAAACAGCUCUCACUAAAAAACUUAAGUAAAAACACAUUAAGCUGUAUAGUUCUAAGACGAAACGAAUAUAAUUAAAGAUGAAAAACCUUCAAUCACCAUUACCAAAAAGUUUCAAUUUAAUUUGGUUUUUCAAGAAAUAUAAGAGAAUGAAAAAUGAUUCAACAAAACAGCCUCAACUACAAAUUAAAAAAAAAUUCAACAAAACGGUAACAAUUCUAAAUAAAUAUUAAAACUUCUCACCUUACUAUCAACACUGGUUCAACUCAAAAUGUAGCUUUAAUUUAUUCAACACUAACCAUAAAAACGAUGACAACUCGAAAUAAUGUUAGUAUAAUUUCGUGGUUUAAUCAACAACACGGAAUUAACCCAAAAUAACUCUCAUUUGAUUACGACGGGUACGUGCGUUCCAUAUGCUAUUCUGACUGCAACUAGCAAUGACCCGGUUUUCCGGCGUCAUGUAGCGUUGAGUAGUGGAACUAAUUUUGUGUCUGUUUUGUUGGUCGAUAUGUAAUGAGUUAAGGAAUUCGAUGGUAUGCAUAUCUCAAAAGUUCAGAUUUUUGAGUUAGCUCUCUUUAGAUCUAGGUGUGCGAUAUUAGGUCUGCAAUGUUUAUAAUAUUUGUUUUUUGACAAUUAAUUAGUAUUUUGUAUUCGUUAAACUGUAGAAAUAUUCAUAAUUCAUUAAUUCACUUUGUAUAAUACAUUUUUAUCUUCUA
This is a messenger RNA of Leptidea sinapis, 8397 nucleotides long. Its product is annotated as protein C10-like. The coding region runs from base 172 to 1152 and encodes 326 amino acids. Gene Ontology annotation, cellular component: membrane. NCBI's taxonomy places the organism in Eukaryota, Metazoa, Arthropoda, Insecta, Lepidoptera, Pieridae. Gene Ontology annotation, molecular function: hexosyltransferase activity; UDP-glycosyltransferase activity. The transcript has 2 exons. The record is from RefSeq and is a predicted model, not a curated record. Gene Ontology annotation, biological process: post-embryonic development.